This is a messenger RNA of Phacochoerus africanus (Common warthog), 9048 nucleotides long. It is a transcript of the gene ARFGEF2, whose product is annotated as ADP ribosylation factor guanine nucleotide exchange factor 2. Gene Ontology annotation, biological process: regulation of ARF protein signal transduction. Lineage: Eukaryota; Metazoa; Chordata; Mammalia; Artiodactyla; Suidae. Gene Ontology annotation, molecular function: guanyl-nucleotide exchange factor activity. The transcript has 39 exons. The coding region runs from base 184 to 5541 and encodes 1785 amino acids. The record is from RefSeq and is a predicted model, not a curated record.
ACGUAGUCACGUGAUGCGCUCCAACAUGGCGGCGCCGUGGGGCCGCGGCGUCGCUUCCUGACUGGGCGGUGCGGACGGACGCGGCUGGUGCCGUCCUGGACGCCGGGCCCGCUGCCUCGCUCGCCCGCCCGCCCGCUUGCGCCGCUCGCCCGCGGGGCUGCCAGCCCCCGCCGGGCCGGGGCCAUGCAGGAGAGCCAGACCAAGAGCAUGUUCGUGUCUCGGGCCCUGGAGAAGAUUCUAGCCGACAAGGAGGUGAAGCGGCCCCAGCACUCUCAGCUGCGCAGGGCCUGCCAGGUGGCGCUCGAUGAAAUUAAAGCAGAAAUAGAAAAGCAGAGGCUUGGUGCUGCCGCACCACCAAAGGCAAACUUCAUUGAAGCCGACAAAUAUUUCCUUCCAUUCGAGCUAGCUUGCCAGUCCAAGUCCCCGCGGGUGGUCAGCACAUCCCUCGACUGCUUGCAGAAACUCAUCGCAUAUGGGCACAUCACCGGCAACGCCCCCGACAGUGGAGCCCCCGGGAAGCGGCUGAUUGACAGGAUCGUUGAAACCAUUUGCAAUUGUUUUCAGGGCCCUCAGACCGAUGAAGGAGUUCAGUUACAGAUAAUUAAGGCUCUUCUGACUGCCGUGACGUCCCCGCACAUUGAAAUCCACGAGGGCACCGUCCUGCAGACAGUCAGGACAUGUUAUAAUAUCUACUUGGCCAGCAAAAAUCUCAUCAAUCAAACCACUGCCAAGGCCACCCUUACACAGAUGCUGAACGUCAUUUUCACCCGCAUGGAAAACCAGGUGUUGCAGGAGGCCAGAGAAUUGGAAAAACCAGUCCAUUCAAAACCCCAGUCCCCUGUGAUCCAAGCCGCAGCGGUGUCCCCAAAGUUCAGUCGUUUGAAGCAAAGCCAGGCACAAAGCAAACCAACAACUCCUGAAAAGACAGAGUUAACCAAUGGCGAACAUGCCAGGAGUGGUUCUGAAAAAGUGUGUGUGGAGAACGGAGAUGCGCUCAGAGAGAGAGGCCCGUCGCUCUCAGGGACUGAAGAUGGAGCCCAGGAGGUGGUGAAGGAGAUCUUAGAAGAUGUGGUCACGUCGGCCGUGAAAGAAGCAGCACAAAAGCACGGUCUGACAGAGCCCGAGAGGGUCCUGGGUGAGCUGGAGUGCCAGGAGCGUGCCGUCCCCCCAGCAGCCGACGAAAACCCACAGACCAACGGGGUAGCGGACGACAGGCAGUCCUUGUCAUCAGCAGAUAAUCUGGAAUCGGAUGCCCAAGGACAUCCAGUGGCUGCGAGGUUCUCUCACAUUCUGCAGAAGGAUGCCUUCCUGGUGUUUCGCUCCCUUUGCAAGCUGUCCAUGAAACCCCUUGGUGAAGGCCCUCCAGAUCCAAAGUCCCACGAGCUUCGUUCCAAGGUGGUGUCCCUGCAGCUGCUCCUCUCCGUGUUGCAGAACGCCGGCCCCGUCUUCAGGACCCACGAGAUGUUCAUCAACGCAAUCAAGCAAUAUCUCUGUGUCGCGUUGUCCAAAAACGGUGUCUCGUCAGUGCCUGAUGUCUUUGAGCUCUCUCUUGCCAUUUUUCUUACUCUUCUUUCAAACUUUAAAAUGCACCUGAAGAUGCAGAUAGAGGUCUUUUUCAAAGAGAUUUUCCUGAACAUUUUAGAAACAUCAACAAGUUCUUUUGAGCACAGGUGGAUGGUCAUUCAGACUCUGACAAGGAUCUGUGCAGAUGCCCAGUGUGUUGUAGACAUUUAUGUCAACUACGACUGUGAUUUAAAUGCUGCUAACAUUUUUGAGCGCCUCGUAAAUGAUUUAUCCAAAAUCGCUCAGGGAAGAAGUGGACACGAGCUGGGGAUGACACCUCUGCAGGAGCUCAGUCUGAGGAAGAAAGGCUUGGAGUGCCUCGUGUCCAUUCUCAAGUGCAUGGUAGAGUGGAGCAAAGACUUGUAUGUGAAUCCCAACCACCAGACCAGCCUCGGUCAGGAGAGGCCCACGGAUCAGGAAAUGGGGGACGGGAAAGGCCUUGACCUGGCGAGACGGAGCAGUGUGACGUCCAUGGAGUCCACGGUGUCCUCGGGGACCCAGACAGCCGUCCAGGAUGACCCGGAGCAGUUUGAGGUCAUCAAGCAACAAAAGGAGAUGAUUGAACAUGGCAUCGAGCUGUUCAACAAGAAACCCAAGAGAGGGAUCCAGUAUCUUCAGGAGCAGGGCAUGCUGGGUACGUCAGUUGAAGACAUUGCCCAAUUCCUGCACCAGGAGGAUCGCCUCGAUUCCACCCAAGUGGGUGAUUUUCUGGGAGAAAGCAUGAAGUUCAACAAGGAGGUGAUGUAUGCCUAUGUGGACCAACUUGACUUCUGUGACAAGGAGUUUGUCUCAGCCCUGCGGACGUUUCUGGAAGGUUUCCGCCUACCUGGGGAAGCCCAGAAGAUUGAUCGGUUAAUGGAGAAGUUUGCUGCAAGAUACAUAGAGUGCAACCAGGGGCAAACCCUGUUUGCUAGCGCCGACACCGCCUAUGUCCUAGCGUAUUCCAUUAUCAUGCUAACUACAGACUUGCACAGCCCUCAGGUAAAAAAUAAAAUGACAAAAGAGCAAUAUAUUAAAAUGAAUCGGGGUAUCAAUGACAGUAAAGAUCUGCCUGAAGAAUAUCUCUCAAGCAUCUAUGAAGAGAUAGAAGGCAAGAAAAUUGCAAUGAAAGAAACAAAAGAACACACGAUUGCAACCAAAUCUACUAAGCAGAGUGUGGCUAGUGAAAAGCAGCGGCGGCUACUGUACAAUUUGGAGAUGGAGCAAAUGGCUAAAACAGCCAAAGCUCUGAUGGAGGCUGUGAGCCACGCCAAAGCCCCGUUUACGAGUGCCACUCACUUGGACCACGUCCGGCCAAUGUUCAAACUGGUGUGGACACCGCUGCUGGCAGCUUACAGCAUCGGGCUGCAGAACUGUGACGACACUGAAGUGGCCUCCCUGUGUUUGGAAGGCAUCCGAUGUGCAAUCCGGAUCGCCUGCAUAUUUGGAAUGCAGCUGGAACGAGAUGCCUACGUUCAGGCCCUCGCGCGCUUCUCCCUGCUGACCGCCAGCUCCAGCAUCACAGAAAUGAAGCAGAAGAACAUCGACACCAUAAAGACGCUCAUCACGGUGGCUCACACCGACGGCAACUACCUUGGGAACUCCUGGCAUGAGAUCUUGAAAUGCAUCAGCCAGCUGGAGCUCGCUCAGCUGAUAGGAACCGGAGUGAAGACCCGAUACCUGUCUGGGUCCGGGCGGGAGAGAGAAGGCAGCCUGAAGGGCCACACGUUGGCGGGAGAAGAGUUCAUGGGCCUUGGCCUCGGCAAUUUGGUGAGUGGAGGAGUGGAUAAAAGACAGAUGGCCAGCUUCCAGGAAUCCGUUGGUGAGACCAGCUCACAGAGUGUGGUUGUAGCUGUAGACAGAAUCUUUACUGGAUCUACCAGACUGGAUGGAAAUGCAAUAGUUGACUUUGUCCGCUGGCUGUGUGCCGUGUCCAUGGAUGAGCUGGCUUCCCCCCACCACCCCCGCAUGUUCAGCUUGCAGAAGAUUGUGGAAAUAUCGUACUACAACAUGAAUCGGAUCCGACUGCAGUGGUCCCGGAUAUGGCAUGUGAUUGGAGAUCACUUCAAUAAGGUUGGCUGUAACCCCAAUGAGGAUGUGGCUAUCUUCGCUGUUGACUCAUUAAGGCAACUAUCCAUGAAAUUUCUUGAGAAGGGAGAAUUAGCCAACUUCCGUUUCCAGAAAGAUUUUCUGAGGCCCUUUGAGCAUAUCAUGAAGAAAAACAGGUCUCCCACCAUCCGGGACAUGGUGAUCCGCUGCAUCGCCCAGAUGGUGAACUCCCAGGCUGCCAACAUCCGCUCGGGCUGGAAGAACAUCUUCGCUGUGUUCCACCAGGCAGCCUCGGACCAUGAUGGGAACAUCGUGGAGCUCGCCUUCCAGACCACAGGUCACAUCGUCACAACUAUUUUCCAGCACCAUUUCCCUGCUGCCAUCGAUUCCUUUCAAGAUGCUGUCAAGUGCUUGUCGGAGUUUGCCUGCAAUGCUGCCUUCCCUGACACCAGCAUGGAAGCCAUCCGGCUCAUCCGCUUCUGUGGGAAAUACGUCUCCGAGAGGCCUCGGGUCCUGCAAGAAUACACAAGUGACGACAUGAAUGUGGCUCCUGGUGACAGGGUCUGGGUCCGAGGCUGGUUCCCCAUCCUCUUUGAGCUCUCCUGCAUCAUUAAUAGAUGCAAGCUGGAUGUCCGGACAAGGGGACUCACGGUCAUGUUCGAGAUCAUGAAGAGCUACGGCCACACCUUUGAAAAGCACUGGUGGCAAGACCUGUUCAGAAUCGUGUUCAGGAUUUUUGACAAUAUGAAACUCCCUGAGCAACAGUCAGAGAAAUCUGAGUGGAUGACAACGACUUGCAAUCAUGCACUUUAUGCUGUUUGUGACGUAUUUACCCAGUUCUACGAAGCUCUGAAUGAAGUUCUUCUCUCUGAUAUAUUUGCACAGUUGCAGUGGUGUGUAAAACAAGAUAAUGAGCAGUUGGCUCGAUCAGGUACAAAUUGCUUAGAAAAUUUAGUAAUAUCCAAUGGAGAGAAGUUCAGUCCUGCCGUCUGGGAUGAAACAUGCAAUUGUAUGUUGGAUAUUUUCAAAACAACCAUCCCACACAUUUUGCUGACAUGGAGACCUAUAGGAAUGGAGGAAGAUUCAUCAGAAAAACAUCUGGAUGUGGAUCUGGACCGCCAGUCUUUAAGCAGCAUAGAUAAAAAUGCCUCUGAGAGAGGCCAGAGCCAACUCUCUAAUCCAACCGAUGACAGCUGGAAAGCUAGACCAUAUGCAAAUCAGAAACUGUUUGCCAGCCUCCUCAUCAAGUGUGUGGUCCAGUUGGAAUUGAUACAGACCAUUGACAACAUCGUGUUCUACCCUGCAACGAGCAAAAAGGAAGAUGCCGAGCACCUGGUUGCUGCCCAGCAAGACACGCUGGAUGCGGAUAUCCACAUAGAGACAGAGGACCAGGGCAUGUAUAAGUGCAUGUCUUCCCAGCACCUCUUCAAGCUGUUGGACUGCUUGCAGGAGUCCCAUUCAUUCUCAAAGGCCUUCAAUUCCAACUAUGAGCAGCGGACCGUCCUGUGGCGAGCAGGUUUUAAGGGCAAGUCUAAACCCAAUCUUCUAAAACAAGAAACCAGCAGCCUGGCCUGUUGUUUGAGGAUCCUCUUUCGAAUGUAUGUCGAUGAAAACCGCAGGGAUUCCUGGGAGGAAAUACAGCAGCGACUUUUAACUGUAUGCAGUGAGGCUCUUGCUUAUUUCAUCACCGUGAAUUCCGAAAGCCAUCGGGAGGCCUGGACCAGUCUCCUGCUGUUACUUCUAACGAAAACCCUCAAAAUAAAUGAUGAAAAGUUCAAAGCACAUGCUUCAAUGUACUACCCCUACUUGUGUGAAAUUAUGCAGUUUGACCUGAUUCCUGAGCUCCGAGCGGUUCUGCGGAAGUUCUUCCUGAGGAUAGGUGUUGUGUAUAAGAUCUGGAUUCCAGAAGAGCCAUCACAAGUACCAGGGACCCUGUCACCAAUCUGGUAGCGCUGGCCCCUGCGGGCCACGGCUGCAGCUCUGCAGAACUGUCACCCUGCCACAUCUGUCUGGCACACCCCGAGAAGGGUCAGACUAUAGAAAGUCGGCAUCUUGGAGCUCAGGCUGGCCUGGAUAAAAAUGGUUCCAUCCAAGUUCCUGACUGAGGCGUUGUGGUAUUUUGUUAAAGUGUUGCGUACCCAGUUAUCACAGUGGGUGAGGAGUCCGUCUCAUUUCUGUCAUUCCAUUUUACCAACUGAACUGUCAAUUUCUGUCAUUGCACACGCUGUCAUUUUCAAGCAAAGUCCCACGAUUGGCCGUACGUAAAUGUUCUGUCAGAGGAGGUCACUCUCCUUGAAAAUACUGAACUUAGCUGUGUAGGUUCGUGAUUAUUAGCAAGUAUGUUAAUAAAAUCUCUUGUAAGGGCUAAGUGCCACCUAAAAUAUGCUGGGUGUUUUUGUUGUUUUGAGUGUGCUGCAGAAGUUUGAGUGUUUUUGUCAGUUGUGAGUCAGCUAUAGUUAUUAUUAGUUUGGGGAAAAGUAGGGAAAAGAGGGUUGAUUUUUCGUUGGUUUUUUUUUUUUUUGGUUGAUGUCUGUGAUUUUUUAACAGCAUUUUACAAAAAAAUAUCUUACUGAGGGUUUGAUUGAAAGCAGUGUUUUGUGAUUAAGUUAGACUUAAGAGCUUGCAAGGUUUUAAAAAAAAAAAAUGUAGCGCCUCCUGGCUCUCCCUGUUUUAGUAACAUGGGGAGAAAAGUCUGUAGGAAAAAGGAAACAAUUGAAUGAAGAUGAUUAUUAGUGUUCUUUGAAGUAUUUGUGGAGGGGUAUUAAAUUAAAAUUUCCAGAAUACAUUGUCCAUCUAAUAUAUGAAGUAGUAACAAAAAUGACAUUGUAAUUUAAGAGAAUUAAUUUGUUUGAGUAAACCUUUUAUUUUUACCUCAGAAGAGUGAGUGUACCAAUUGUUAGUAUGCUUGCUCAGCACAGUCCCCAUGGGACAGAGAUGGGGACCGUGCUUGAGAAGAGUGGCUCCUGUGAACCUUCCCAGCUACAUGUCACCAGUUGAACCUGAGUGGACCUGUGCUUUCAUGGGGCCAGCACAGCUGACCGUGGCCCUGGCGGGAGGUGGCAUGUGUUCAGUGUUUCCGUUAGUUUGAGCCUAGGAGCCGAGUUCUUUGGAAGGAUUAGAUUCUGGGGUCCUUAUUAUGUUAAUGAUGGUGCAAUACUCUUACUGCAGUAGAACCGAAUUCUGGUGCAGCUUAUGAAAAAGCGGGCAGCCCACGCCUAUGGCCCAAAGCCUGCAAGCAGUAUAUUUGGGAGCUUAAUUUUUUCUGAGUCAUUGAGAAAGAACACACACUUCAUCUCUGCCCGCUCAUCCACAGCUCCCUCCCGAGAGCAGCACUCAGCAUUAGAAGCGUUACAGUUACUAAAACAUUCAGACUGCUACCUACGCCCUGUAGUCCUGCAAAUUGGGUUGUAUUGAUGUCAACUCUGGUGCCUUAGAAGUUAGUAAAGUUGGGAAACUAUCGAAAAAAAAUCGAAUCUUUUUUCUUUAUAGAGAAGGAUUUCUGGUGCUUUUGUUUACUAAGAGACCGAUUUCUUAACAUUUUUUGUGCUGUAACAGCCUUGAGAAAUGUUUGGUUUUGGCCAGCAGUACUCUGUCACUUUUUUCUUUCCCCAAAUGUGUUUUAAUUUCUCUACCAAAGAAAUAAAGAGCAGGUUUAGGUUUUUACAUUAUUUACGUACAUGAGAGAAGAGAGGCUGUGGAAUUAGCUGGAAGGGACCCUGGGGGAGUGUCCUACUGUGAAUGGAGAAUGCUAGGAUGUUGGCCAUCCUGGUCCUGGAAUCCCUUACCUCUUCGCUCCGCAGCAUGAAGCCUGCCUUCUGAGCCUGACUUGCUGGUAGCUGGUACUGUGGUUCCUCACAGCCUCAGCACGUCAGUCGUCUCUGUUGAUGCUGGCAUUGAAGAUACAAAUGGGGAGCAUGCAGGUUGGUUCAUACAUUUUCUGUACAGCUGCAUCCUUAGGGGGAGAUUUUUUUCCUUCCCUUCUGCGAUGCUCAUGUGACUGGAAGACUUGGCCUGUGUGUUCCAGCCUUCUCUUUCAUUUUUGCCUCCUCUCGCGGAGCAGGAAAUAUGUAAGCACACUUUGUGACUUGCUAAAAUCUUGAGGUUUGAAUUUCUUUUCAGCUGUGUUUUUGAAAAGAUGUGGGUUUUGGAAUGAGGCGUUUUUUGAAAUGUACCAGCGUGGAUCUUUGGAAAACUGGGUGUAAAACCAUUUAGGGUAAGUUUUCUUAUUGGUGAUCCGUGACAUACAGAGGAAAUCCUUUACCUCCGGUAAUAAGCCAUUCAGCCUAAAUUCUAUUCUGUGAAUACAUCUAUCUUAGCUCAUGGUAAAUGUGGCUUGUCCCGCCCAAACCCUAGUGAAAGGGGUGUGUGUAAAUCCACGGCACCAGGCCAGGCGCCGUUCAUUAACACGGUUACGGAGAAGAGCAAAGCGUUUCCAAGGUCUUAUUUCUUUCUCAGAAUGCUUUAAGUGUUGAUUACAUACGCUGGGUCUCUAGAGAAGUUUUUAUUUGUUACAACACUGCUGCUUUGAGCAAUUCUGUUUUUCCUCAUUGUCCUUUAGGGAGAUCACCAGCUUUGGCAUCUUAACAACAAACGGUGGACGGGGGAUUUUAUUCCUAAUAUGCAUCUUUAGAAUCAAGUACACCUCUUCCCUGUUAUUCCUUAUAACCAAAGAACAUACCUUAUGGAAAUUGUAUCAUAAUAUCUGGAAACAACAUUUUCCUCUGAGAGGUGACUUUUGUACAAAAUGCAAAAAAAAAAAAAAAAAUCCUCACCUUUCCUGCUUUUUUGUUGAUUAUGGCUGUACAUGUAGUGGUCUUUACAGUCCUUAAAGGAACCUACUGACAAAUGCAAGUGUGAUCAUCUCGUUCAAACGUUUGUUGUUACGAUGCGCAUGGAUAUGAGUUUAAACAGAAGCUGGAUCCAUCAUCCUGCAUUUUCUGAAUUCUGUUUCAGUAUUUGUGUUGAAGUAGACCUAGUUUGAACUCAUGCGAAAUCCCGAAGUUUUGCUGUCAGCAGCUUUGCAGUUGGGGAAACAAAGAAACCAAAGCUGAAUAUUUAAAAGAAUGACUGGAUGGAAAUCCUUGCUCUCAAAAAAAGACACUCAUCAAAGUGUAGUUUUUCUCAGUGUUCUAAUUUUUUUAAAUGUUCGUCUGCAUAUUUGCAUCAGCUAUUUCUUUAUGUGCAAAAUGUAUGUUUCACCUUAAAAAUGCCUACAAGUUAGUCAGUAGCUACUUUUGUUUAAUCUAUACAUGAUGAUUAAGUGCAUUUAAUAUUGGUAAUUUAAUGAAAAGCAUUCCUUGCCCAAUGGAUGUAUACAUUUUUGAAAGAAUAAGCAGAAUUAUAUAAUAUGAAAUGCUAUGUAAAGUUUUCUAUGUAAAAAUAUUAUGUAUAAUACUGUUAAAAUAAAUAUCCCAUGCUUUAAUCAGGUGUUAAAUCAAUAAAGUUUUAAAAAGUAAA